AUCAAUUUAACACAACAUAUGUUCACCUUUGUAAAGAUGACAGAGAAAAUUACGUUUGUUUUUAUUUGUUUCUUUUUCUGCUGUAAAUUUCUUUUUGUUGGGACUACAGCAGUAAGUUGUACACCGGCUGGAAACAACCCACAUAUGUGUGGCGAUUUAGAAGAUGUGACACAGUGUAUUAUGUAUCCAAGCAAAAUCAUAAAUUGCACCGCAAAAAACAAAUGGCCAUUUUGUGAUGUGACGAGAAAAAUUUGUGUUAAAAUUGGUACCAGGUGUAAACCAAAAUGCUGCGAUAAAUGGACGAUGAUAAAUGGCAAAUGUUCAAUUAAAGCAGGUCAGCAUGACACGACAGAUGACAAGACAGAUGAUGUAAAACACAGAAUUAAAGUUACAGCACCGACGAUUGUUAUUCUAGUUGUAGUCGCAGUGAUGUUGGUCAUUUUGAUAGUGUUGGUGGCUUUGAUUAAACUCGGUAAAGCAGGACAAUACCUGACUCAUAGCAGAUCGCCACAUAUCAGACAAAGAUCUAUCCAAAGAACACAAGAAAACGCAACUGUGUUUACAGUUUACAACAACGAACCACCACCAUAUGAUGUUGUCGUUAAUCCAAAUCUUCCAGAAUAUAGUCCACGUGAUAUACCACCAUUAUAUAGAGAAAAGGAAGACACACAAAGAUGAAGCUUGUUUUUUCAAGUGAUGGAAUUAUAAUUGUCGCCUUCCUAGAUUGCUUCCAAUUGUACACAUAAUUUGUUUUUCUUAUUUUUCUUUAUAUCAUUUGCAUAUAAAAGUAUAAAAAAGAUGACACAUAUAACAAUCAAAUGCAUAGCGGUUUCUAUCAUCAGAAUUUUGAGUUAUA
Molecule: messenger RNA, 856 nt
Organism: Mytilus trossulus (common blue mussel)
Lineage: Eukaryota; Metazoa; Mollusca; Bivalvia; Mytilida; Mytilidae
Exons: 5
Coding region: 19-678 (219 amino acids)
Source: RefSeq, a predicted model, not a curated record